AUGGCGGAAUCGGCGAAGCAACACGUUGAUCAGAUUCGGAGGACUAAGUUUUCAAUCGGCGGUGCUGAGAAUUCUUUGACGGAGGAUCUUCGCCAGGCUGUGAAGAAUCUCUCCGCUAAGGAUGUGCACUUCCUCAUGGAGCUUAUCCAAAACGCUGAGGAUAAUGAGUACCCGGAAGGUGUGGAUCCAUCACUUGAGUGUGUGAUUACAUCUGAGGACAUCACAGCCACUGGAGCUCCGGCCACUCUCCUUAUCUUCAACAAUGAGAGGGGUUUCUCUGAGAAGAACAUUGAGUCCAUUUCCAGUGUUGGUAGGUCCACCAAGAAAGGGAAUCGUACACGCGGCUAUAUCGGAGAAAAAGGGAUUGGUUUCAAGAGUGUGUUCUUGAUCACUUCUCAGCCUUAUAUUUUCAGCAACGGCUAUCAAAUUCGAUUCAAUGAGGCACCUUGCAGCCACUGCAGUCUUGGCUACAUUGUUCCUGAGUGGGUUGAGCAACAGCCAUCUCUGGUCGACAUACAAAGGAUUUAUGGUUUGGGUUAG
Messenger RNA from Arabis nemorensis, 540 nucleotides. NCBI's taxonomy places the organism in Eukaryota, Viridiplantae, Streptophyta, Magnoliopsida, Brassicales, Brassicaceae. The record is from the annotation of a GenBank genome assembly.